CUCACACUUGCCCAUAGUGUGAUGUAAAUGUAAAGGAAAUGGAAAUUAAAGGAUCAUUCAGAACUAUAAAAAGUAUUACAGAAAAUACAAAUUUAUGGCAACAAUCUGGAGGAAAUAUAACAAAAGCCAAAGAUUUUAAAAAUUGUAUAAACAUACCUUUAAUCAAUGGCGACGAAGAAACACCUGUCUUAAAGUAUAUUCCCCCUCCUGAGCUUCACCUUUUGUUAGGUGUGGUUCAAAAACUAUUUGAUUGUCUUGAAUUGGAGAAUACCAAUGUUGCAACAGAAUGGAUAAAAAAAGCGGGAUUGAAACUAGAUCAUUAUGGAAAAUAUAACGCAAAUAACGCCAGACAACUUUUAAAGAAAUUGGAUAUUUUGAAGACGAUAUCGCCCGGAAUAAAUAUAUUGCAGUGUUUUCUGCAUUCAAUCAAGUCGUUUCGAGUUGUUUUGGUCAAGCACUAAACAAACAUUUUGAACAUGACAUCGAACAAUUUAGAUUGGAAAUACUCAACUUAGGUAUUAAGAUAACUCCAAAAAUUCAUGCAACUCUGCAUCAUGUGCCAGAGUUUAUAAAAGCAAAUCAUAGAGCUCUAGGAUUUUACUCGGAACAAGCAUCUG
Molecule: messenger RNA, 617 nt
Organism: Sitophilus oryzae (rice weevil)
Lineage: Eukaryota; Metazoa; Arthropoda; Insecta; Coleoptera; Curculionidae
Exons: 3
Coding region: 39-461 (140 amino acids)
Source: RefSeq, a predicted model, not a curated record